Anisakis simplex (herring worm) is the source of this 399-nucleotide messenger RNA. Lineage: Eukaryota; Metazoa; Nematoda; Chromadorea; Rhabditida; Anisakidae. The record is from the annotation of a GenBank genome assembly.
UCGUUUCUGCAACGACCAAAGUCAAGCGUCGACGAAACAACGCAUGCGAAUCGAAACAGUAUUGAGGCGGCUGAAACUGGAGUGGAACGAACGCUAGAAGACGUGCUAAAUGCAGAUGAUUCGGAUACAAUGCUAACCGUGAUUCAUGAUGAAUGGCAAUCGAAUGCGGGCGAUGAGAAUGUCAAGGAUUGGGAACAAAUCGCCUUGAACACUCAUAAACAGUUAGAGCAUACUCGUGAGCUGUUGAACGAAUGUGAAGCAAGCAACGUUCGAUUGAGUGAACAAAGUAAACUGCUGAAAGAGGAAAUCAGACGUUUGGAACGGAACGAACAACGCAAAGAUCAUAUGGCGAAUAGUGAAUAUUUGAAGAACGUCAUUCUGAAGGUAUUACCCGGCUGA